Molecule: messenger RNA, 555 nt
Organism: Talaromyces atroroseus
Lineage: Eukaryota; Fungi; Ascomycota; Eurotiomycetes; Eurotiales; Trichocomaceae
Product: 60S ribosome subunit biogenesis protein NIP7
Exons: 5
Coding region: 1-555 (184 amino acids)
Biological process (GO): ribosomal large subunit biogenesis; ribosome assembly
Cellular component (GO): preribosome, large subunit precursor; nucleolus; nucleus
Molecular function (GO): RNA binding
Source: RefSeq, a predicted model, not a curated record
AUGCGCGCCUUAACAGAAGAAGAAACCAAGAUCGUGUUCCAGAAACUCGCCAACUACACCGGCCGAUCGCUCAACCAACUCAUUCAGCCUCCGGACGACAAUGAGCGCUAUGUGUUUCGAGUGCAGGGCUCCAGGGUAUACUAUGUGAGGCUGUCGGUAGCCAAUCUUGCAACUAGUGUUGCGCGUGAUAACCUCUUGAGCUUGGGAAUCUGCCUGGGAAAGUUCACAAAGACUAUGAAAUUUCGACUGCACAUCACUGCGCUUGACUUGAUUGCCCCUCUAGCCAGAUAUAAAGUGUGGAUUAAGCCCAAUGGCGUCCAGCCCUUUUUAUACGGUGGAAACAUUGUCAAGGCCCAUAUUCUGCGGUGGUCUGAGGAUUGUCCGGAGCAUAGCGGAUGCGUGGUCUUUUCGCAGGAUGACACGCCCUUGGGCUUUGGAAUCUCGGCGCGGUCGACUGCAGAAGCCAGAAAACUCGAACCGACCGCAAUCAGCGUCUUCAACCAAGCUGACGUCGGACUCUAUCUCAGAGAGGAAGAUACUUUGUUCACGACAUAG